GCCAGAUAACCGCACGUCAUCUCCAUGCGCCUCUCAAGGCAAGUAAACAUUUCCGCUGUGUCGCGAUCGCGAUGGACUCAAACAAGGACGAAGCGGAGCGGUGCAUUAAAAUAGCCCUAAUUGCGAUCAACAACAAGCAGCCCGACAAAGCCAGGAAGUUUCUAGAGAAGGCCCAUCGCUUAUUUCCGACAGAUCAGGUCAAAAACUUAUUGGAGUCGUUAGUGCAUAAUGGAAAGCCUCCAGAUGAGAAUGGCAGUCCUGUAAACGGAGACAGACCCACUAUGAGGCACCGCAGCCACGGAGAGGAGCCUGAUGGGUCCGCCCCGCGAGCCACAGACUCGGCUAAAUCCUACACCGCAGAUCAGCUGGAGGCUGUCAGAAAGAUUAAGAGCUGUAAAGAUUAUUACCAAAUUUUGGGGGUUGAAAAGACCGCCUCUGAGGAGGAUCUUAAAAAGGCUUACAGAAAGCUGGCUCUAAAAUUUCACCCUGAUAAAAAUCACGCACCUGGAGCCACAGAGGCAUUUAAAGCUAUUGGUAAUGCCUAUGCCGUGCUGAGUAACACUGAGAAACGAAGGCAGUAUGACCAGUAUGGAGAGGAGAGAUCAAACACAAACAGACACAGACACCAUCGUGAUUUUGAAGCCGACAUCUCACCGGAGGACCUCUUCAACAUGUUCUUUGGCGGAGGCUUCCCAUCGAGCAAUGUACACGUUUACAGAAAUGGAAGAAUGCACUUUGCACACCAUAAUAGACAAGAAAGACGAGAGCAGCAGAGAGAUGGAGGUCUAGCUCUGUUUGUCCAGCUGAUGCCCAUCCUAAUCCUCAUCAUUGUUUCUGCUCUUAGCCAGAUGAUGGUCACCCAGCCUCCCUACAGCCUUAGCUACCGCCCGUCUGCUGGACAUAUUCACAAAAGGCAUACAUCGAAUCUGAAAGUGCUUUUCUAUGUGGGCGAACGUUUCAAUGAAGAAUAUGCUGGGAAUAACCUGAAGAAUGUUGAGAGAAGUGUAGAAGAAGACUACAUCUCUAACCUCAGAAACAACUGUUGGAAGGAGAAGCAGCAUAAGGAAGGCUUACUGUAUCGUGCUCGUUACUUUGGAGAUUCUGGGUUGUACCAAAGGGCACAGAGAAUGGGGACUCCCAGCUGUUCCAGACUAUCUGAGAUUCAGGUUAUAAUGGAUGGUUAAAACCACUUGCGCACAUAUGGGUUCGUCGGUACUUGAAUCUAAUUAGAAGAAAUCGGUCAGAGCCCACUCAAAUUGGAACAUAUUUCUGCAGCAAAC
This is a messenger RNA of Etheostoma cragini (Arkansas darter), 1280 nucleotides long. RefSeq names its product DnaJ heat shock protein family (Hsp40) member B12a (gene dnajb12a). Gene Ontology annotation, cellular component: endoplasmic reticulum membrane. Gene Ontology annotation, molecular function: Hsp70 protein binding. The transcript has 9 exons. Gene Ontology annotation, biological process: cellular response to misfolded protein. Bases 72 to 1184 code for a protein of 370 amino acids. NCBI's taxonomy places the organism in Eukaryota, Metazoa, Chordata, Actinopteri, Perciformes, Percidae. The record is from RefSeq and is a predicted model, not a curated record.